AUGAGGGUGCUGUGCCUGCAUGGUAAAGGCACCAGCGGGGCGAUCUUCCACUCCCAAACCUCCUCCUUCCGCUCCCGUCUCGAGGACCUCAACCUCGACUUCGAGUUCAUCAAUGGCCGCUUCCCCUCUGCACCAGCCCCCGGAAUCAAUCUCUUCUACCCACCCCCCUACUUCUCCUUCUGGGAAGACGACUCCCCAGAUGCCGUCCAGGCCACCUGCGCCUGGCUGACGGACCUUAUCGCCCGCCGCGGGCCCUACGAUGCUGUCAUGGCGUUCUCCCAGGGGACCGCCUUAGCCGCCGCAUUGCUCCUCCUGCACCGUGCACACCAUCCCAGCGCACCCCCACCCUUUAAAGCAGCCAUCUUCAUCUGUGGUGGCGCCCCGCUGGCCCUGGUCGAGGGUCUCGGCUUCGACGUUCCUGCCUCCGUGAAAGAGCGGGACCAGUUGUCGCGCACUGCGUUGGCAGCGCAGGCCGAUGCAAGUGCCAUUUUGGCUAGGGGAUCGGCGCGUUGGACGGGGACGGAGACCUGUGAAGCGGUGGAGGAGGGGGAGGGUAUUACGUGCCCGUUCCGUGUCGGAAUUCCUACGGUGCAUGUCUAUGGGGCGAAGGAUCCGAGGUAUGUUGCUGGUCUGCAGUUGGCGGAGCUUUGUCAGCCGGCGAUCAGGAUGGUUUAUGAUCAUGGGGGUGGGCAUGAGAUUCCGCGGCUGGGGGUGGUGAGUGAGAAGAUUGCGGAGUUGGUGCGCUGGGCGUUGUCGGAGGGAAUGUGA
Messenger RNA from Aspergillus clavatus NRRL 1, 768 nucleotides. Its product is annotated as putative EF-hand calcium-binding domain protein. The coding region runs from base 1 to 768 and encodes 255 amino acids. Gene Ontology annotation, cellular component: cytoplasm; nucleus. The record is from RefSeq and is a predicted model, not a curated record. NCBI's taxonomy places the organism in Eukaryota, Fungi, Ascomycota, Eurotiomycetes, Eurotiales, Aspergillaceae. The transcript is spliced from 2 exons.